Molecule: messenger RNA, 996 nt
Organism: Nomascus leucogenys (northern white-cheeked gibbon)
Lineage: Eukaryota; Metazoa; Chordata; Mammalia; Primates; Hylobatidae
Product: PRAME family member 20-like
Cellular component (GO): cytoplasm
Molecular function (GO): protein binding
Source: RefSeq, a predicted model, not a curated record
CCAAAGCAGCCAUGGGAAGCAGUGGAAAUACACAUUGAUCUUUUCCUGCGAGGCCCCUUCAAGUUAGAUAAGUUCCUCUCCAGCCUCCUGACGAAAGUGGAACAGAGCCACGGGGCCCUGCAUCUCUGCUGUAGGAAGUUGCACAUUGAGGAGAUGCCCCUCCACAGUCUUCUGGGGAUCCUGAAGACACUCAGGCUGGAUUUCAUCCAGGAGCUGGAGGUGUUUGACUGGUUUGACUGGUUCUGGGCAUUGUCAGAUCCAAACCUAUCUGCCACACAGCUGGGAAGGAUCUUGAACCUGCGCAGCCUCAAGCUCAUCUACUACAACUGGGCCUUCUCCUCGCGGGGCGAGCGGCCCUCCAGCUACUUCCUCUCCCACCUUACCAGGCUGGGCCACCUCCAGAAGCUGCACCUGUCUUACUCCCACCUCUCAGGCAAUCUACAUUACGUGCUCAGCUGUCUGUGGGUCCCACUGCAUUCCCUGGAGAUCUGCUACUGCAGGCUUCUGGACACUGACAUCACCUACUUGUCCCAGAGCCCUCAUACCACCUGCCUGAAGAAGCUGGAUCUGAGUGGCAACAACCUGUCCUACGUGGUCCCUAGGCCCUUGGGGACCCUGCUGAGGGAGGUCUCAGGGACACUGCGACACCUAGACCUGAACCACUGCUGGCUGAAGGAUGCCCACCUCAGUGCCCUCCUGCCCACCCUGUGCCGCUGCUCCCACCUCAGUUCCCUGAGCCUCUCCGACAACCCCGUCUCCAGUGCCUGCAUCCUGAGCCUGCUGGAGCACAUGACAGGGCUGAUGGAGCUGAAGCAGGUAGUCUAUCCCAUCCCAGUUGACUGCUGCAUGUACCUGCAUGGCCUCUCCUGGGGUCCCGUGGACAAGGACAAGCUGUGCCAGUUGCAGGCUGAGAUACAGAAGCAGCUGCAAGCCAUGCAGCGGGCUGACAUGCAAUGGAGCCCCGCUGCCCUUGCUUAUGCAGCUGGUGCAGUUUGA